Messenger RNA from Xyrauchen texanus (razorback sucker), 7109 nucleotides. RefSeq names its product L1 cell adhesion molecule, paralog b (gene l1camb). Lineage: Eukaryota; Metazoa; Chordata; Actinopteri; Cypriniformes; Catostomidae. Gene Ontology annotation, biological process: axon guidance; cell-cell adhesion. The record is from RefSeq and is a predicted model, not a curated record. Gene Ontology annotation, molecular function: protein binding. The transcript is spliced from 29 exons. Gene Ontology annotation, cellular component: plasma membrane; axon. The coding region runs from base 233 to 4075 and encodes 1280 amino acids.
AUUGGGUGGGAUGAACAGAGAAAAAGACAGAGAGGAAAGACAGAGUAAGGCGUGUCACCGUACCUAAAGAUUGGAGACUGUGUUCUACCCUAGACAUUCACACUACCUGCAAAGGGUUCACCACGCCUCCCUCCUCUCGUGUGUCUCCUGCAGGACAGCAGAAGUGUGUCGGCCACGCCCCUCGUCUCCAGACACACUCCAGGCAGUGUUUAUGCCGCUGGUUUGAUGCAGAAUGUGUGCAGCGCAGUGUCAGGUAGUGGCUGGUAGAUGGCAGAGCAGGACACUUCUUCACCUGCUGCUGCUCGUCCUCUGUUCAGGACAAACACACGCAUACAUCCAGAUCCCUCAUGAAUACAAAUAUAAUGACCUCAAACAACCUCCAGAGAUCACGACACAACCCAUGUCUCUCAUUGCUUUCUCUGUGGAUGAUGUUUUUCUGAGCUGUGAAGCAAGUGGAAAACCUACACCCAGUUUCCGCUGGGUGAAAGAUGGGACUCAGUUUGGGGAUGUUCUGCAGGAGUCAGGAACCCUCACUGCAGAUAAAACAGAAGAUCUCAGGUUCUACCAGGGCUUCUACCGCUGCUAUGCUGCAAAUGAGCUGGGAACAGCUGUCUCGGACCUGGUGCACCUGACCACAGAAUCCAUUCCAACUUUGGCAAAAGAGAAGCGUCAGAAAAAAAAAGUGUUUGAGGAAGGAGCAAGUGCAGUUCUUUACUGUAACCCUCCAAAGAGCUCUGUCACACCCAAAAUACACUGGAUGGACCGGCUGUUUCAUCAUAUCCCUCUGAGUGAACGCAUUACCACCAGUCUGGAUGGAAAUCUGUACUUUGCCAACCUACUAGUCAGUGACAGCAGAGACGACUACACCUGCAAUGCUCACUACAUCAAUGCCAGCGUCAUCCUGCCUAAAGAGCCCUUCAGCAUCAGCAUUACUCCCUCAAAUUUUGUGGCAAUGAACCGGCGCCCCCAGCUACAUCAGCCAUCAGGAUCUCACAGCUCUUAUCUGGUGCUUAGGGGCCAAACACUAACUCUAGAGUGUAUUCCUGAGGGCCUGCCGACUCCUGCUGUGCACUGGGAGAGGAAGGACAGCCCUCACUCUCCGACCCGAAUGAAGAAGCUAAACUAUGACCGCUGGCUGCAGAUUCAGGAUGUGUCUGAGAUGGAUGAUGGAGAGUACGCGUGCACUGCCAGGAACAGCCAGGGCUCCGUUACACACUACUACACUGUCACUGUUGAAGCUGCUCCAUAUUGGACCAAGAGACCUGAAGACCACCUGUAUGCCCCAGGAGAGACUGUAAGACUGGACUGUCAGGCCGAGGGUAUACCAACACCAAAUGUCACUUGGAGCAUCAACGGUGUUCCCAUCACAGGGACUGAUCUGGACCCGAGACGGCGUGUGAUCUCUGGCAGUCUAAUUCUCAGAGACGUUAUGUACAGUGAUACAGCAGUCUAUCAAUGUGAAGCCACCAACAAACAUGGCAACAUCCUCAUCAACACUCACGUCCAUGUCGUCGAACUGCCUCCUCAGAUACUGACGGCAGAUGGACUCGUGUACAGAGCAACGACUGGUCAAACCACUGUACUGGAGUGCAGAACGUUCGGUUCCCCCAGACCCAGUGUGGACUGGGAGAUUGUAGGGUAUGGCCCUGCUUUGUCUAAUGCUAGAAUGUCUCAGUCGACCAAUGGAAAUCUAGAGAUCAGUAAUGUGACUGAAGACGAUAGUGGCUUUUACAAAUGCUCAGUGAAAGACUCCAACCUGACCAUCACUGCCGAGUUGCAAGUCUUGAACAGAACUAAGAUUGUUGACCCGCCGCAGGAUCUGCGUGUUGUUCGUGGAAAUGAUGUAAUAUUGCAUUGCAAAUAUAUACUGGACCACCAGUUGAAGGAUCACACAAUUCAGUGGAAGAAGGAAGGGCACAACAUCCCAGCAUCUGCUAAUUAUCACAAGUACACUGACUAUCCAGACGGCUCCCUGAAGAUCACAAACGUUCAGAUGAUGGACACUGGAAACUACAGCUGUGAGAUCAGCACUAAACUUGACUCGGCCAUGGCCACUGGAUCCAUCACUGUACAGGAUAAACCAGACUAUCCUCACUCUCUGGAGCUUUCUGAAAAGACAGACCGUAGCGUCACUCUGUCCUGGACGCCUGGAAACGAAAAUAACAGUCCUGUGUCUGAGUAUGUAAUAGAGAGGAAAGAGGAGCAGUUCGGAGAAGCAGGCCGAUGGGAGAAGAUUAAGAGGGUUUCUCAUGACAUCAAACAUAUAGAGAUCCCUCUACAGCCAUACUGCACGUAUCACUUCAGAGCCCGAGCCAUUAAUGAUAUCGGGACCAGCGAGCCCAGUCCUUCCUCAGAGUCCUACAUCACCCCCGCUGCAAAGCCGGACAGGACCCCAGAGAAUGUGACGACUGUCUCGACAGAUCCAGACAGCAUGGUCAUAACUUGGAAGGAACUGGAGCGACGGCAUUUUAACGGACCUGGAUUUAAGUACAACGUCUCCUGGCGUCAGGCUUCAGGCAAGGAUUCGCACUGGAGGAAAACCAGCGUCUCCAGCCCUCCGUUCAUUGUCAAUGAGACAGGAACCUUCAUCCCAUUUGAGAUUAAAGUACAAGCCAUCAAUGACCUUGGUGAAGGACCAGAACCAGUCGCUAAGAUCGGCUUCUCUGGAGAAAACGUACCUCUUGAAGCGCCAUCAGGGGUGACAAUCAAAGAUCAGAAUACAACCGCUGUUUUUUUAGAAUGGAGUCCAGUCAGCAGGGACUCUGUACGCGGACACUUACUGGGCUACAAGAUUCAUCUCAGAAAGAAGGGAAUCAGAGUCAGUCACUUAAGAAGACGGCUGGACAAGCGAGCGCUGGAGAGACAGCGAGAUGACGAGAGCAGAGUGAUCGAGGUUUAUGGUCAGAAGGUGGAGGAGAUUGUGACCGGUCUUAAGUUUUACUCACAAUAUGUUGUGACGGUUGCAGCGUUCAACAGCAAAGGAGAGGGGCCGCAUUCACAGCCACAUCACUUCAACACGUCCGAGGGAGCUCCUGGAGCGCCGGCACUCUUGACCUUUGACAGUCUGUCAGAGACACAGGUCACUCUGCUCUGGCAACCCCCACACGAACCCAACGGAAUCAUCACAGGUUACCUGCUGCAGUAUCAAGAGAUUGUGGAUGGUAGUUCGAGCCCACAGCAGGUGGAGUCCAUUCAUCUGGCCCCUAUUACUGAGUAUACACUGAAUGGUUUGAACCCUCAGAGUCGAUACCUCUUCGGCCUGAGUGCACGCAAUGGUGCUGGGAAUGGAGAUCCCAUAAAAAUACGGGGUGCCACCCUGCUGGAUGGAGAACCUCCAUCUGUAAUCAACAUAACCACUGGUGAGACAUCGGUCAACCUCAGCUGGGUGCCCGGAGUUAGACAUCGCAAUGUUCCCUUCAACUUCCGUUACCUGAAAAAAAGUGCUGGUGGUGUAUGGGAGGAGUCGGAGCAGGUAAACUCCACAAAGGCAUUCUAUCAGCUGCAGGGUUUGUAUUCGGGCACACUCUACCAUCUGCAGAUCCUGACCGGAAACAAAUCACAUGACUGGGACUUCAAGACUAAAGGACCAGAGCCGGUGGUUCUGCGCAGUGGGUUUGCCACUCAGAGUUGGUUUAUCGGCCUCAUCAGUGCUGUAGUUCUGCUGCUGCUGGUCCUUCUCAUUCUGUGCUUCAUCAAGAGAAGUAAAGGAGGGAAAUACUCAGUGAAAGAUAAAGAAGAGGGUCAGGCAGAAUCUGGAGCUCGCACAAUGAAAGAUGACGCAUUUGGAGAAUACAAAUCUCUGGAGAGUGAUAAUGAGGAGAAGCGCUCCAGUCAGCCGUCGAUCUGUGGCGAGAGCAAACGCAGCAGCAACGACAGUCUGGCUGACUACGGAGAUAGCGUCGACAUCCAGUUCAAUGAGGAUGGUUCGUUCAUCGGCCAGUACAGCGGACACAGGGACCCGCAUGUGCAAGGAGGUCACGAGAGCUCGGGUGCCACGUCCCCCAUCAACCCCAACAUGCCCCCUCCCAGCAUCAGCUUCCCAAAUUCUGUGACGGGAAUACUGGGGCCGAAUUAACCAGUCACACACACACACAUCCAUACACACCUGCCUGAGAAACUGAAUUACACUGCACCACACUGCCCUCAUGGUAUAAGACAUCAACAAACAUCAUUCACACAUACGUAACAACAAACACACAUUGUACACUAUCUAACACACACAACUGACAUGCAGGACUAAUGCUUUUAACAUUCCACCCGUGCGAUCUUGAAAACUGUUUACAACCCUAGCUCGCAUUGCAUCACUUUCUCCGAGUUUACAGCGUGUGAUGUUUGAAUCGUUACAUCUCCCUAACUGGAAGUUAUCCCAACAAAUAAUUUUGCUGAAAGUUUGCAGAAUACCAUUCGAUAAGCUGUAGACUUUGCCAGGGAAAACCGUAAGGAAAUAAGUAGGCUGGCUAUGUUCACACUGCACACAAAUCUGAUUUUAUUUCAAAUCCAGUCUUUGGCUGUACGCAGUGUCAUUUUGCAAAGGAUGAAAUCUGAUCCAUCUGUUCAGAUUUUGUUUUUAAAAGCCGAUAUGUCUACAUCAUUUGAUUUAGUAAGCCAUUAUAGCAUCAGCAUUGUUGCUAGACGUCAGUGUGAGAAUGAGGGACGGAAAACUGGAAAUUUUGCUUCUGCUCAUGCCUAUCGUAACAUAAGAGAACAUAAGUAACAUUUUACGUGUUCACGCAUACUGUGUCUGAAAGCACUCAUAAUGAAUGCCACAUAGUCUACAACAUGCGGACAGAGUAAGAAAAUUUGUGAUACUCCUUUAAUGUUACAUAUGCAGUUUUAGGUUAGUUACUCAAAAAGUAAUCCACUACAAAUUACUUAUUACUUCUCUAAAAAUUGUAAUCAUAUUACUUUGAUAAUACAUUUAAAAGUAAUCACAUGACUAAUUACAUUACUUUUAAGUUACUUUCUUAAACUCUUCACAGAAAUUAGCCUACAUAACACAUUCCGCUCAACAUAAUUCAAAAUAAUUUCUGUAUUUCCUCCUCGUCCAUUGAGGUUCUCAAGUCCUACACUAUGCACCUCACAUUUUUCCCUUACAAUGACAGCAAAAUGCAAACAGAUGUAGAUAUUAACGUUAUGCAUGUUUUAAUUUUAUUUUGUUUAAUAAAAAAAAUAUUGUUCUUGGGGAAUAUGUGUAACCCAAGUAUUUAACUUAAAUUAAAGUCAGUAACUGUAAUCCGAUUUUAAUAAUUUUAAUUGUAAUGUUACAUUACUUCUUUUUUUACCUAAAAAAAUUACAUUGUAAUCAGAUUACACCCAGCAUUUAAUACGCAUUGCGUCACAAAUAAUGCAAAGACUUUAAAUCCAUUCAGACAGUUCAGAAUGAGUCACAUUAAUAAAAAAUCAUAUUUUAAUUGGACUUCAAAUCACAUAUUAAUGUGGUUUGUUAAAAUCCGAAUUAUUUUGUGCUUUUCAGUCUAGAACAAAAAUAUUGGAUUUGUGCUGGAUACGUGGAACAAAGUGAAUUUUGCUGCAUGUCUGAACAAAGCCGUUUAGAAUCAAUUCGGUAAUUGCGGUGUCACAGGAAACAGUAAUAUCUUGCAGGCUAAAAGGAGGAAAUCAGUUUAUGUUUCAUUUUCACAAGUUUUUUUCUUCUCAUUCGCUUUUAAACAAUGUUUUUUACUGUUUUUUAUAUUGUUAUUUUUACAUAAAAAGUACAUAUAAUAUAUUUUGUUUUAUAUAAUUUAUAUUUUGUUUUAUAAUCAUUUUUACUUUUUAUAUCAUCAGCAUUUAUUUUUGAAUUUCUUAUUUAAGUUGACAUGCUUUUGUCUUUAUAUAUUGCUUUUUAAUACACUACAUAAUAAUAAUGUACAUAUGUACGAAUAGUUAUGAUUGUUCCAUGUGUGUCUUUCUGUCUGAAUAAUCAAAGAUUAUCUUAAGAUCAGGACUCCCGAUGUCAAGUGUGUCAAGUUUUUUUAAAAUAUUGGUGUAUUUGAUGCAACCCGAUACGUAGAAUCCAUUAAGGACAUACAGCCGCUGCGAUGAAAGCCAAAUGACGUGAUUUAGACACUAACAAAUUCUGAAAGUGUUUUUAUUCCUAGAAUGAACUUCCUGCAGCACUAACAGAAUGAUGCAAUGUAGGCUAGCUGCUGUCGUGUGCGUUGUGUCUGUUAGUUUGCUGUAUUGCUGAGGCUGAAACCCCCAUCGUGAAACCCCCAUCGUGAUGCGCUUGAGUGUCCCGUGUCAUCCGCCUCUCAGCUUGCAAAUAGUAUCACUCGAUCAGUGCGAUUUAUGCAAAUGUAUUACUAACAACCUCUCAUUAAUACAAAUACUGCAGAUCAUUCUGUUUGGACAUUUGAAUUGUUUUUAUUAUAUAAAAUUGACAGACAGGUUUCGUGAGGUUCAUCAUUAGGAAUUGACCCAAUGACGAAUUUAAUAUCCUAUUAACAGCAAAACAAGAACUGGGCGAGAAAGACUAAUCUAAUGAAAUUAACAGUUUGAUGUACAAAAUAACAAAUCAGUGUCUCAUAUUCUGAAUGUAAGUAAUCUUUUACCAUUAUCAUUUCGUAUUUUACUUAGUUUUAACCUGUAAUAUCUUAAUUACGACAAUAUUAAUACCAUGUCCUUGCUUUCAUGCUCAAAUGAUAGAUUUAGUGAUUUCAGAGCAAAACUAUUUUGUUUUCUUCUCUUAUUUAUGAUCACGCUUGAGCUGACCUUUAGAUUAGAAACUGUUAGACAACAGGUCAGUGGUACAAUGCAAUUUUUUAUUGGACUUUUUCUGAAUGAAGCUAUUGUUAUGAAUAUGUAUGAAAAAUUAAGUGCAUUUUAAGCAAUGUCUUCUUUUGGAUUGGGAAGCGCAGUGAUGAUGUCAUCAUUUGCUUACUGAUUGGUGAGCUCACAGGUCGAUUGGUAAUAAAUGUAACCUUACAUCAUAACCAGCCUAUCAGAGAAUUGUUUGGGUAGAGUGGGAAAAUCGAGGUUCCAAUACAUGCUCAAUUAAUUUUAUUAUAUUUUAAUAUUUCUUUUAAUUUUAAGGGAUAAUUCUGCCAAGAAUGAAAAUUCAAUGAUUUACACACCCUCAUGAUGUUUCAGGCCUGUAUUACUUUCUUCCA